Molecule: messenger RNA, 4283 nt
Organism: Caenorhabditis sp. 36 PRJEB53466
Lineage: Eukaryota; Metazoa; Nematoda; Chromadorea; Rhabditida; Rhabditidae
Source: the annotation of a GenBank genome assembly
AUGGAUGUAUACCGAUGGGUGGUGAGUAUUUCCUCUUUGUUCGAAACACUUGUCAAAAAAAAAUUUGGUCGUAAAAUUUCUAUCAAAGAGGGUCUACGUCGGAAAAACGGAAAAGGAUGCAGUCGGGAGGGAUCAGAAAUUAAAAUGUUAACGGAGAGAGAAACAACUGAUUGAUUCGAUUAGACGGCGAUCCGAUAGGUCACUUACUCAAAAACGAUCAGUGACGUUCGGAAGGCGAUUUUAAAAAAUAAAAAGAAAAGGGGACUGAAAAUUAUAGUUCGCUCAAGCCAGAAUUAAAAAUAUUCAAAUUUCAAACAAUUUCUAGGUAAUUUUCGCACUUUUCUCUGCUAAUUCAUCAGAAAUCCCCAUUCUUUUUUUGAGCACAUUCAAAUCUGCUUUACCUGCUGCUCGAAAGGCUCUCUGAGCACAUAACCGGAUGGAUGCGAGCAAUUUGAGCAAGAAUUGGGUCAGCGGGCUCACUGAGAUUUAUCGCUUGGAAAAGUGGGGCCGGCUCCCUUGAUUUAUGGACCCGCCGCGGGGCUUCUAAAGCAGACAAAAAGGUCGGAAAUUAGUGCUCGCAGUAGUCUGACCAGCGAAAGUUCUCAUCCGAUUUGAAAUACAUACACGUCGUCUACCUCCAUUCAAAUAGCCGUGGUUUAUGCUUUUCAGGCUAAAAGAGCACAUUUCGUGACUCGUUUUAUCGCUCUGUUUUCGCAUUUCCAGCACCACACAUUCUGAUAACUCUUCCUCUUCGUCGCAAUUUCCGAGCUGGUCUGCUCGUGACACAAGAACCAGUGUUCUUUCUGUUUGCACACAGUUUCCGAACAUUUCGUCUUCUUCCGCCCUCCCUCUCGUCAGCACUUUCUCAAGGGCACUAGAUCAAACUAUGUGCCAUUUUUCGUUCAGAUUUCCACCUAAAAAGUGUUUUGCGUUGAAUGAUUGACUUGAUGGAAAUGAGAGAGUUUUUGCACAUUUCAUCGAAUUGUAAACACUCGAUUUGUUAUGCUUUUCCGUAGAGUUUGCUCUAUUUUGUAGUUUUCUAGUGUUCGGAGCUUUGAUUGUUCCAGCUGCUCCGAUAGUAUGUUUGGAAAGAAGUUAGGCAAAUUCGAAACAUUUGUCAAUUCGAUUUUCAAACCAAAAUAUCUGUGCAAAAACACUUGAGGAAAGGAGAGUUCAUUCAUAAAAGUAAAGUUCAUGUUUUCUGAUUACUGCCUCGAAAAACCAGGUCGAAUCCAUUGAAUCGGUAAUUCGCAUUCAGUCCGCGUAAUAAUUGAGUCCUUCUCCUUCUCUCUUUUCCUUUCCAAUUACCGUCCACUCUUCAGUCGACUCGUACUCUUUGCGUCCCCGACUUUGGGCGGAGCGGAGCCCUCUUUCUCUCUCUCUCCGUUUGACUCAUUCUGCGUCUCCCUUCCACAUAAACCACACAAUAUACAGACAGUGACCGAACUUUUGGCAACCCGCGCUCUUUCCCUCUCUCUUCCUCUUUCUCUUCGUUUCUCCUCUCGUUCUGCUCCUCGCACUCUCCGUUUGUUGAUCAUAUCAUUCUUAUUCAACUAUUCAAUAGGGACGGACAGUAUCAAAAGAAGAAGAAGAAGAAGAAGAAGAAAAAGCAGAACAGGAAAAUAGAGAAAAGAAGAAUGAAGAUGUGGAGGGUGAGUUUUUCGGUUCGGUUCCUUUCUUCCUGCAAUGUUCUUCCAUCGGUGAAAGUUUCUUGACUCUUGAAUUAUUCGAAAGCUGUUCUCUGAGCACGUUCAUAAAAAUAAAAGUCGGAAAAAGAGUGCUUAGCUGGUGGGCCCUGUUGUCAGGGACUACUGCCGAAAUGACAUCUUUGAAAGCUUUCCCUCCCCAACGAAUCCGUUAUUCGUAUAUUUCGAAUGCGUUCUUGAGCCCAAAACUCGAGAUUUUUCAACCUCCUUUUAGUCAAUGUUCUGGUUAAAAUAUCAAAAAUCCAUUUCCUGCUGCUUCCUACUCAGUCAAAUCGAGCCUGAUUUCAGAUGUCCAACUUCUGGCACGAGCCGCUCUGGCUGCCACGUAACGUGACGUGGGACGAGCUGCCGGCCAAGUUCCACGACCUGAUCGUGCCGAUUUAUCUGGCGAUCCCACUGGUUAUAAUCAGGUUUGUGCAUAUAACAAGUGCAGUGCACAGAAGGGAAACGGACGGACGAAGCGAAGGGACCUCGUGUUUGUUUUAUGAGCUUAUGAGUAGACGGACGGAAAGAGAAAGAGAGAGAAAGAGAAAUUAUGUUUGUGAAAGGGGAACGAACUGAAGAGAAUGCCGCCGAGAGCCGAAUGGUGCGGAACACGCGCGCAUGGAACCAUUACGAUGGGAAAACGUAUUGGAGCGAAAAGUUCAGGGAACUAAACUUGGUUCGGAGUAUCUACCUUGAAAAUUUCAACUGUAUUGGAAUAUCUGGUCUGAAGAUAUAGUGAUUGUUUUUCGGACUCAUUUUGAGUCACUCAAACCAGAAUUUCUCCAGAUAUGAAAAUUUAAUCGGAGUGAAACUUUCAAAGGAGAUAAUGCUAACCAAUAAUAAUGCGAUGUUUGAAUCCGAUCCGAUCCGACAAUUUCGCGACUUCCAUGCUAUUGCGCCAACAAUAAUGUAAAAUUGUUUCAGAAUUCUGUGGGAAUCGACAGUCGGAGUGACGUAUCUGUAUUUCCGAACGAACGCCUACGCUUCCCGUAAAAACAUUACUCUUGUCGGAUGCGUGAGUCCUUGUUUUCCCCUCUUUGUCCAUUCGAGUCCUUUUCAGAUGUGGGAGCACAUGUCCGGCGGAUUCGCAUCCGUCUCGAGGGCCAAAAAGAUUCUCGAAUGCUUCUGGCGCUUCAGCUACUACACGUUCGCUUUCAUGUACGGAGUGUACGCGAUGAAGGACUCGAGCUGGCUGUACGACGUGAAACAGUGCUGGAUUGGAUACCCGUUCCAUCCGGUGCCGCCCUCCAUCUGGUGAGUCGAAUUCGUAACGAUCGUUGCAUUUCGUACGACGAGUCAUUGAUUCGGUUAUCUCCAUUUUUUAUUCCUCUCCUUAUCACUGCCAUGUCAUCGCAUAGUAGAAAGGAGCACAUUCUGUAGUCUUAUCAGUGCUCGCGGAGCACAUGGACACACUUUUGACAGUGCAGAGUCAUUCCAUUCGAUUAUUAUGAAUCAUCCGAUUGGGAAAGAGUGAAUAGACGAACAAUACUACGCGCACGCGGGUGGGAAUGGGCACACAGGGACUGAGCACAAACCAUGGCCACGGUUACGGAAUUAAUAUUCAAGGGGCUAACAGAAAAAAAAGAAAGAAAGCAACAUGCUACUGUGGGAUUUUCGACCACUCUAGCCCAGAAAAGAUCGCGAAAUGACUGAAUCCUUCACAAGUUUAGGCAAAAAACUGUUUGCCAUUUUGAGAAAAAAGGGAAUUUCUACGGCCGCUGGCGUGGAAAUGAAACAACUCUAAAACGGGAUAAGUUCAGGUGGUACUACAUGAUCGAGACGGGCUUCUACUACUCGCUCCUCAUUGCCUCCACCUUCGAUGUCCGUCGCUCCGACUUCUGGCAACUGAUGUUCCACCACAUCAUUACCGUAUUCCUGCUCUCCUCCAGCUGGACCAUCAACUUUGUCCGGUUAGUCGUAGUCACCUAGACCCCUCAUAUAAACUAUUGUCAUUUGCAGAGUCGGCACCCUGAUCCUUCUGUCCCACGACGUGUCGGAUGUGUUCCUGGAGGGGGGAAAGCUCGUCCGUUACGAUGCUCACAAUAAGAACCUUACCAACUUCAUGUUCGUGCUUUUCUUCACUUCCUGGGUCCUCACUCGUCUCAUCUAUUAUCCGUUCGUCGUCAUCCGAUCCGCAAUUACCGAUGCCGCCGGACUCAUUCAACCGGAUUACAUUCUAUGGGAUUAUCAACUGGUAGAUGCUCAUUUGGGUGAAAAAUGAACGAAAGGCACUUUUCAGAGUCCCCCGUACGCUCCCCGUCUCAUCGUCUUCGCUCUCAUCCUCCUGUUCUUCCUCCACAUCUUCUGGACAUUCAUUAUUCUGCGAAUCGCGAUCCGAACGACGACGGGAGGUCAGGCGAAGGACGUCCGAUCGGACAGUGACUCGGAUUACGACGAGGAGGAAAUGGCGAGAAGAGAGCGGACCCGGCUGCUGAAGAAGCGGAAGAACAAGGUGGGAAAGGUGAGAUUCGCGUGAAGAUGAGCUGGUAAAUGGUCGUUUAGGUGUCGCCGAACGCCGAGUCGGAGGAAGAGGAAGAGGAGAAGAACGAGGACGGAAAGGCACGACAUCGCAGAGCUCCGCGCAAGGAAUAA